AUGUCAGGCCCGCUCUGGAGGCUCGCUCCGCGGACUGAAGCGGCCAUGGAAGCCCCGGGGAGGAGGGUGGAUGUGACCGAGGAGAAGGCGGUGGUCAGCGGAGGAGAGGUCGCGGAGACCGGGCUGGAUGGAAACACUCCAGCGGGGAUGCCUCACGCUGGAGCCGGCCGCGCACACAGAGACGACGUCAUGCUGGACCUGGACAAACAUCUGCCUCAGCAGCUCACGGCAAGCUGCGUCCUCUCUGACCCCCGCACUGACCACACGCGCUUCAACGGCUUCUUGGAGUCUCCGGGCGGUGAGGAGGAGGAGGAGGUGGAGAAGGAGAUGAAGGAGAUGAAGGAGGAGGAGGAGGAGGAGGAGGAGGAGGAGGUGCAGGAGGUGCAGGAGGAGGUGGAAGAAGGACUGAGCACGGAUGCCUUUCGCUUCACAGACCCCUCGGACCCAGACUUGGACGAUAUAAUCGGGGAGAUCUGGGACACUCAUGUGGACGUGGACUCUUUCCCGCCUUUACCCAACGGAGACCUGGGCGACUGUGUGCAGACAGAAGUGGCGUGGAAGUCCUGCCACGUCGCCAAAAUUCCCAAUGGCGGUUUGCACAUUUUACAAACUGGUGAUUUAAGUCAAAGGGAUUUCCCGGCGUUGACAGAACUGACCUCCGAUCGCGGCGAUGCGUCUCUGGCCCCGGCGUCCUGCCCCACUCCGGACAGCGCCAUCUCUGAGGAGGACGAGGAUAUCAGCGAGCUCAGUCUGCCGCUGCGACCGCGGACACUGAGGACUAACCUGCCUCUGGGCGGGUCUCUGAGCUGCGACGCCACGCCGCUGUCCCCCGACGAGGAGGCGGCCGGAUUCUACUACGGCGAGGAAGGCUACGGCAGCGAGGACCUGCGCCACGCUCUGGAGGGGCGCAGGCAGAGCGCUCCUGAGCAGCUGCAGGAGCUCAGGGCACAGGGAGACGGACAGCAGCUGCUGCCAAAGAGGUUCGGGAUCGCCCACUUCUUCACCAGGACACUGUCUGUCUCCUCUUCAGGACACUGUCUGUCUCCUCUUCAGGACACUGUCUGUCUCCUCUUCAGGACACUGUCUGUCUCCUCUUCAGGACACUGUCUGUCUCCUUUUCAGGACACUGUCUGUCUCCUUUUCAGGACACUGUCUGUCUCCUCUUCAGGACACUGUCUGUCUCUUCAGGACACUGUCUGUCUCUUCAGGACACUGUCUGUCUCCUCUUCAGGACACUGUCUGUCUCCUUUUCAGGACACUGUCUGUCUCCUUUUCAGGACACUGUCUGUCUCCUCUUCAGGACACUGUCUGUCUCCUCUUCAGGACACUGUCUGUCUCCUCUUCAGGACACUGUCUGUCUCCUCUUCAGGACACUGUCUGUCUCCUCUUCAGGACACUGUCUGUCUCCUCUUCAGGACACUGUCUGUCUCCUCUUCAGGACACUGUCUGUCUCCUCUUCAGGACACUGUCUGUCUCCUCUUCAGGACACUGUCUGUCUCCUCUUCAGGACACUGUCUGUCUCCUCUUCAGGACACUGUCUGUCUCCUCUUCAGGACACUGUCUGUCUCCUUUUCAGGACACUGUCUGUCUCCUUUUCAGGACACUGUCUGUCUCCUCUUCAGGACACUGUCUGUCUCCUCUUCAGGACACUGUCUGUCUCUUCAGGACACUGUCUGUCUCCUUUUCAGGACACUGUCUGUCUCCUUUUCAGGACACUGUCUGUCUCCUCUUCAGGACACUGUCUGUCUCCUCUUCAGGACACUGUCUGUCUCCUCUUCAGGACACUGUCUGUCUCCUCUUCAGGACACUGUCUGUCUCCUCUUCAGGACACUGUCUGUCUCCUCUUCAGGACACUGUCUGUCUCCUCUUCAGGACACUGUCUGUCUCCUCUUCAGGACACUGUCUGUCUCCUUUUCAGGACACUGUCUGUCUCCUUUUCAGGACACUGUCUGUCUCCUCUUCAGGACACUGUCUGUCUCCUCUUCAGGACACUGUCUGUCUCCUCUUCAGGACACUGUCUGUCUCCUCUUCAGGACACUGUAA
Knipowitschia caucasica is the source of this 2043-nucleotide messenger RNA. Lineage: Eukaryota; Metazoa; Chordata; Actinopteri; Gobiiformes; Gobiidae. The record is from the annotation of a GenBank genome assembly.